This is a messenger RNA of Dicrocoelium dendriticum, 297 nucleotides long. The record is from the annotation of a GenBank genome assembly. Lineage: Eukaryota; Metazoa; Platyhelminthes; Trematoda; Plagiorchiida; Dicrocoeliidae.
AUGGUUGCCUCCUGCGGAAACAUUUCCCUUGGGUCUGAGGCCGAAAAGACCGAAGGAUCCGUGACCACACUCUCUUCCGACGGAUCCGCCGUGCCUACGGAACCCUACCCAACCGCCACCACCAUGGACGAGACUUCUUUGGUCUUGACUGAUGUGCCCAUCACUCCUGUGGCCCGAUUGAGAGCUUCGACGAAUGUGCAAUCUACCGGGGAUGCCACGUCUCUGUUCAUUGCUCCCAUUCUCUUACAAUUAACCGAGCAUUCUCCUGAUGAUAUUACUUCCAUAAUGUCGGGAUAA